Molecule: messenger RNA, 2672 nt
Organism: Vicia villosa (hairy vetch)
Lineage: Eukaryota; Viridiplantae; Streptophyta; Magnoliopsida; Fabales; Fabaceae
Exons: 6
Coding region: 1515-2432 (305 amino acids)
Source: RefSeq, a predicted model, not a curated record
GACCCAAUUUUAGAGUUCCCCCAUAUUGGGGGGUUUUAGGGGAUUUAGGACUAAAUUGACAGAUUUACCCUUAUUAUUAUUUCAAAAUUCCAAUUUUAGACAUAACCCUAAUUUCACCACAUAAUCAAAAUUCUCUCUCACUGAUUCACGAUUUCUCACCUCUCUCAUCCCUCACGGCGGCGAUCUCCGGCAACUUCCGACGACGACCUCCGGCGAAGUUUCUCUCUCAGCUGCAAACACUCUUGUUCUGGUUUCAAUUGUUAAAUGGAUCAUCGAACAAUUAAUGCAUUGAGUAGAUGGAGACAAAGAAUUCAAAUGACUAUUGUUCAUGUUCUAUGUCUUGUAGUUCAUUACUACAUUAUUAAAAUUCGGUCUCGAGUUAGGAUUGUUGAUCGUAGUUUGACGCUAGAGAAGGAGAAAGUACGAGAUAAGAUAAUGAACAUAGUUGCAACUAGUGAAGGUCGGAAGAUAAUAAGAAUGAGUCCUAAAGCCUUUUUAGACUUAUGUUCUAUAUUACAACAAGAGGGUGGUCUUCGACCAACACAAAGGGUAACUGUAGAGGAACAAGUUGCUAAGACACUAUAUAUUCUAACUCACAAUGUUAGAAAUCGUGAGAUUCAGUUCUGGUUUCGACGCUCUGGGGAGAGUACUAGUCGUCAUUUUCAUCGUGUGCUUAGGUCGAUAAUUGAGAUAGGACGUACAUAUCUCAAACAACCAGAUGGUUCACGCAUUCCUGCAGAAAUUCUUGGAAACAGUCGAUUUUACCCUUAUUUUAAAGACUGUGUUGGGGCGAUUGAUUGUACACAUGUUCGUGUAAAAGUACCGUUGGCCGAAGCUUCAAGGUAUCGUGGUAGGAAAGAUUUUCCUACACAAAAUGUGUUGGUCGCAUGCUCGUUUGAUCUAAGGUUUACUUAUGUUUUGCCUGGAUGGGAGGGCACUGCUUCCGAUUCUAGAAUAUUAAAACAUGCCCUACGGAGAACAAAUGGUCUCAAAAUACCAAGAGGUAAAUUUUAUAUUCUUGAUGCUGGAUUCAUGUUGAGAAAAGGGCUGAUUACACCACUUAGAUCAACACGUUACCACUUGAAAGAGUUUUCCGCCACAAACCCCCCUAGAACACCUCAAGAGUUAUUCAACCUUCGUCACUCAUCGUUGCGUAAUGUUGUUGAAAGGGCUUUUGGGGUUGUAAAGAAAAGAUUUCCAAUCAUUGCAACUGGUGCUGAAACGACUUAUGGAGUCGACACUCAAAAUUAUAUUAUUCUUGCCUGUUGCAUUUUGCAUAACUUUUUGAUGGGAGUAGAUCCCGAUGAAGGCUUGAUUGCGGAGGUAGAUGAAGAAAUUGGAAAUCAAAGUGCACCUCAAGCUAAUCAUGGACAUUUAGAAGUAGACGAGGAUGAAGAACACACACGUUUAGGGCAGAUUUAUAGAAAUUCUAUGAUUAAUGCAAUGUGGAAUGACUACAUAACACACGAUUAGGGAAAUUUUAUAGAAAUUCUAUGGUGUUUUUCUAAGGAAUCAUGUCUAACUCUGAAAGAGAGAUAUGGACAACGGAAAUGGACAAUGCUCUUAUUGAUGCCUUUGUGCAUCAAGUAAAUGAGGGAAACAAAGUGAAUGGAACCUAUACAUCAAAAGCAUAUAGCAACAUUACAAAUGAGAUGGCUGAAAAGUUUCGAAGAUCUUUUCAAAAGGAAAAAGUGAAAGGAAGAUGGAAAUUAGUGAAAAAAAACUUUCAUAAACGCUAUGACAUUUUCAAGAACUUGAGUGGAUUUGCUUGGGAUUCAAACACACAUCGUUGGAUUGCUGAACCUGAAGUUUGGAAAACACUAAUUGAGGCAAAACCGGAAGCUGCACAAUGGAUGACUAAACCUAUUCCUAAUUAUGACAAGUUGUCAAUUGCAUGUGGAGAUGAUAGAGCCACUGGAGGAAAAGUUAUAAAUGAUGAAGAUAUUCGGCAAAAUCAUCCCCUCAAUCGUGCGUCAGAGUCCAUCGAAACUAGUGAGCAAGUGACAUUAGAGAGUUUGCAAGAGGGAGGCAAUGAUCAAGAUGUUACUUCUCCUGAGGUGCAAAUUCCACCAGAACCUAAAGCUAAAAGAUCUAAAAAGGCUCAAGAUGAAGCUGAAAUUGAAGGGAUAAAAUCUGCUCUUUUGACCAUAGCUGAUGCUUUUAGAGAGAGUACUGCAUCUCAUGAUAAAUAUUUUAAGGAAAGUGUUUCGGCUUAUGAGAGAGCUAACAUCAAACUUCCAAUUCCAGAAGCAGAUGUUUGGAAACUUUUACAGGAAAUGCAAGUGGAGAGACAUAUGCUCACUCCAGCAUAUACUUAUCUUCUUGAAUAUCCUGAAAAAGUUAGAGCUUUACUUGGACUCCCCGAAGAUAUUCGAAAGAAUUAUUUAGUUGACCUUAUGUUUGGUCAAGGUCGUCCGUCAAGGAAUUUGUGAGAGGAUGGAAAAGAGAAGUUUGAACAUCGUAUGAAUGUGUGAGAUGAUGGAAGAAAGAAGUUAAGAAUAUAUGAUUGUUGUCGAAGUUGUAAUCGAAUACAUUAUCUUGAAUUGUUACUAAUUUCGAUCUAUGUGGUACUUAUGAAUUGUGAAAACUCGGAUCUACAUUGUGUUUGUCAAUUAAAUUGAUUUUAAGAAAUUUUUAGUACAUUUGAUUUUGGACUUCAAGAAUAAAAUAAG